Camellia sinensis is the source of this 2827-nucleotide messenger RNA. Its product is annotated as Ankyrin repeat family protein. The record is from RefSeq and is a predicted model, not a curated record. NCBI's taxonomy places the organism in Eukaryota, Viridiplantae, Streptophyta, Magnoliopsida, Ericales, Theaceae. Gene Ontology annotation, cellular component: cytoplasm. Gene Ontology annotation, molecular function: protein binding.
AAAGAGCAUUAAUGGCCUAGCAGAAAUGAAAAGAAAAAGAUGAACAAGAUCUGUGUUCCUCUUUACUAUUUCCUCUCGAGCUCAAUCUGGACCUCCAUUGAAGAAGAAUCAUCUCAAGAGUAGGAGCUUUAUCGAAUCCACUCAAUUCAUUCAAUUUUCCGAUUUGAGCUCUGGGGUGGCCUCUGUACGCUGCAGUAGAGUUCAGAUCGGGUUGUUGCAGUGUAUGGCAUUUUUCGGGACUAGUUCGGAUUUGAAUUUCUGAUUACAAUUAUUCACUUUCAAGGGGUUUUUGUUUGGAUUUGUUGAAAUAAUUGAAACCUUGAAGAGUUUCUUAGUAGGAACUGUGAAUCUAAAACCCCUUUUGGUUUCUGGGUUUUUAUUUCUAGUGGGUGAAACCCUAGAAAUGGUUUGAAGUUGUUGGAAGAUGUGGAAAUUUUUGAAUAGUUUGAAUUGUAGAAGAAAAAUGGGAAAAACGAUAGCUUUGUUCAAGUAAUAAAAAGGAAAAGAAUCAAUGGAAGAUUGGUCAAAGUAUGCUCACAGUCCUGCUCAUUCGGCAGUUGCACGCCGUGACUAUGCUACCCUCAAAAACAUUAUCUCGACCCUCCCUCGGCUGGCAAAAGCCGGCGAAGUUAAUACUGAAGAGGAAUCUAUUGCUGCCGAGCUUCAAGCUGAUGCUGUAUCGGCAGUUAUUGAUCGGCGGGAUGUUCUGGGCCGUGAGACCCCUUUGCAUCUUGCAGUGCGCCUAAGGGACCUGACCUCUGCUGAGAUUUUAAUGGCGGCGGGUGCUGACUGGAGUCUCCAGAAUGAGAAUGGCUGGAGUGCUCUCCAAGAAGCGGUUUGCUCCAGAGAGGAAAAUAUUGCUAUGAUCAUUGCUCGGCAUUACCAGCCUCUUGCCUGGGCCAAAUGGUGCCGUAGGCUUCCUCGCAUUGUCGCUUCUGCGACUCGAAUUCGUGAUUUUUACAUGGAGAUAACCUUCCAUUUUGAGAGCUCCGUGAUUCCAUUCAUCGGUCGCAUUGCCCCAUCUGACACUUAUCGAAUUUGGAAGCGUGGUUCCAAUCUUCGUGCUGAUAUGACCCUUGCUGGCUUUGAUGGGUUCCGAAUUCAACGGUCUGAUCAGACUUUCCUAUUCCUUGGAGAUGGAUAUUCUUCUGCAGAUGGGAAUAUCUCUUUGCCUCCUGGCUCUUUGAUUGUGCUUGCUCAUAAAGAGAAAGAAAUCACAAAUGCUUUGGAGGGUGCUGGUGCUCAACCGACAGAAGCUGAAGUUGCCCACGAAGUGGCUUUGAUGUCUCAAACUAACAUGUAUAGGCCAGGUAUUGAUGUCACUCAGGCUGAACUGGUUUCCCAUCUAAAUUGGAGGCGGCAAGAGAGGACUGAGAUGGUUGGGAAUUGGAAGGCCAAGGUCUAUGAUAUGCUUCAUGUGAUGGUGAGUGUUAAAUCAAGGCGGGUCCCUGGUGCUAUGACAGAUGAGGAGCUUUUUUCUGCGGAUGAUGAUGAAAAGUUAGGACAUGAAGGUGACUAUGAUGACGUAUUGACAGCUGAAGAAAGGAUGCAGUUAGAUUCUGCGCUUCACAUGGGAAAUUCAGAUGUUCUAUGUGAGGAUGAUGAACAUGGGAUUCAGGAUGGUCAUGAAAACGGCGAUUCCUUUGAAAGUUGUGAGCCCAAUGGUGUUACGAAAGAGAGGAAGAGUUGGUUUGGUUGGAAUAAGAAAGGUUCAAAACUUGGAGGUGAUGAUCCUGAGGAUUCAAAAAUUUUGAAGAAGUUCUCAAAGUUGGGCCCAGAAGGUAGCAGCCAGCGAGCCAAUGACAGUCGAAGAUCAUCUUCUGACAUUCCCAGGGAGGAUGCAGCGGACACUAAAAAGAACAAAGAUAAAAGCAGCAAGAAGAAAAAGAAGAAAGGGACCACAAGUGAAUCUAAGAGUGAAAGUGAGUAUAAAAAGGGUUUAAGGCCUGUUUUGUGGCUGACCUCAGAUUUCCCUCUAAAGACAGAAGAACUCUUGCCUUUACUUGACAUCUUAGCCAACAAAGUGAAAGCUGUUAGGAGACUGAGGGAUCUUUUAACUACUAAACUACCUCAUGGCACAUUUCCUGUUAAGCUUGCUAUUCCUAUUGUUCCAACCAUUAGGGUUCUCAUUACUUUUACAAAGUUUGAGGAGCUUCAACCAAUGGAGGAGUUCUCAACCCCUCCCUCCAGUCCCAUACAUUUUGAAGACGCCAAGGCCAAGGAAUCCGAGGGGUCCACAUCAUGGAUGUCAUGGAUGAAAGGAAGCCGAGGUGGGCAAUCAAGCGACGGUGAAAGCCGCAGCUUCAGGGAUGAUACUGACCCUUUUAACAUACCAUCCGACUAUUCAUGGGUCGAUGCCAAUGAGAAGAAGCGCCGAAUGAAGGCCAAGAAAGCCAAAAGCAAGAAACAUAGGAAACAACUAUCGGCAACUCGAAGCGGGGAUGGUGGGCGCGAGGAUUUGGAAGAAUAGCGGCAGGAGACAUCCGAAUUGAUACGUUGCUGCUUCGGGAUCAUUUGCAAGAAGGAGAUGUGGUAAAAAGACCAUUCCUUGCAUUCUGGCCUUUAUUCUUGUGCCCUUUAGAUUUGGAUGCGAUAGAAUGACUUGUUAGGGGAUUGAUUGUUUCUUGUUUCCAAAGAAGAAGAUCUCUAUCUUCGUUCCAUUGUUGUAUUGUUAUGUGACGUGAAAUUUGGGAGGAACAAAAUAUUCUUGUGUUCUUUUUUAAUAGCUUGUCUUUGUUCUAGUUUUUCUCAAACCUCAUCUCCAUGUAUCUACUACUAUAUCUGUUUUACAUUUUUGAUUGGAUUAUUCUUCUUAAUCCUCAGACUA